Messenger RNA from Ailuropoda melanoleuca (giant panda), 999 nucleotides. Its product is annotated as olfactory receptor 12D3-like. Gene Ontology annotation, biological process: G protein-coupled receptor signaling pathway. The transcript has a single exon. Lineage: Eukaryota; Metazoa; Chordata; Mammalia; Carnivora; Ursidae. Gene Ontology annotation, cellular component: membrane. Bases 1 to 999 code for a protein of 332 amino acids. The record is from RefSeq and is a predicted model, not a curated record. Gene Ontology annotation, molecular function: olfactory receptor activity; G protein-coupled receptor activity.
AUGGAGAACAUCACUGCAGUGAAUGAGUUUAUUUUGCUGGAACUGACCUCCAUGCGAGAGCUACAGCCUGUAAUCUUUAUGACUUUCCUCAUUCUGUACAUGAUCGAUCUUCUUGGAAAUGGGUCCAUAUUAGUGAUUGUCAUCUCAGAGCCAAGACUCCACUCCCCUAUGUAUUUUUUCCUGGGAAACCUCUCUUGUCUGGAUAUCUGCUAUUCUUCAGUGACGCUGCCCAAGCUAAUGUCAACCCUCCUCUCCACUCGCAGGACCAUAUCUUUCCUAGGCUGCAUCACGCAGCUACACUUCUUCCACUUUCUGGGCUGCACUGAAGCCAUCUUGCUGGCCAUUAUGGGCUUUGACCGAUUCGUGGCCAUCUGCUACCCACUUCGCUACACUGUCAUCAUGAGCCCCCAGGUGUGCGUCCUCUUGGCAGCCGUGGCCUGGCUCACCAGCUUCUUUUAUGCUCUGAUGCAUUCUGUCAUGACCGCACGCCUGAGCUUCUGCCAUUCUCUGAAGCUCAAUCACUUCUUCUGUGAUGUGAAGCCACUCUUAGAAUUGGCUUGUGGUGACAUACAGCUCAAUCAGUGGCUCAUUUUCAUGGUCACUUGCAGCUUAGCUAUGGCGGCAUGCUUCCUCACGCUCCUGUCCUAUUUCUACAUCAUUGGCUUUCUUCUGCUCAAGAGCCAGAACUGCGGUGUGCUCCGCAAGGCUCUGACCACCUGUGGCUCCCACUUCAUGGUGGUGUCUCUCUUUUAUGGAACCGUGGGGCUCACCUACAUUCCCCCGACCUCUGCGGGCUCCGUAAUACAGGAACGGUUUGCAGCUGUCACACACACUACCGUCACCCCGGCUCUGAAUCCACUGAUAUACACCCUUAGGAACAAGGAGGUGGCUUUGGCUCUGAGGAGAUUGUUUGGGAGGAAGCUGAAGAAAGUCACUGACAACACUAGAAGAAGCCAAAAUUGUAUGUUAUUCUUAUCACGUUUAUUUUCUCAUCUGUAA